AUGAACCAGCUCUCCAGCAACGGCAUACCAGUAGAGGAGUUCCAACGCGCACUCGCCCAAUGCGAAGCCGAGGCUGCCUUCUAUCGCCAGCUCCUUGGCAACGUUGACUCUGCCCAACCCACCACCUCACUCGAUCACUUCACUGCCUCUGGCCCCUCUUCCAAGAACAGAAAUGCCACCGGUUUGGCGGCAGCCGCAAUCCCACGAAGCCGUUCAAACAUGGGCCCCUCUGCAAUGGAUGCCGCCGUGACACAGCAACCCAGGAGCGGUUCAAAAUGGUCCGGGACUGCCCACCGAAGGAGAGCCUACUCGCAGCAGCACCAUCCGGCUCAAGCCAUGAGCCGAAGCGCGUCCAGCCGAUCCGAUCAGAGCAUCUCGCUGCAGCCUCAGGUUGCUGCGUCGUCGUCACUCGGAAUCUCGCACUCUUUCCCUCGCAGCAGCCCAAUCAGUCGGCCCCUGCCGAGCGUCCAGGAACACGGCGGCCUCACCCCAGAUGUGGGCAUGGAUCCCAGCGUUUAUCUCUCCAGCAGCGGCUGGGUCGACCACGACAUGUCCUACGUCGCGUCAACCGGAACCAACCUGUCACCUCACGACAUUUACGACGGCUUCACUGAUGCAUCAGCAUGUCCCUCCAUGAUAUCCGCGCCUUCCGUGUCGGAGCCAUCACAGCCUCUGACGCGUCAGAACAGUACCUUUGACAGCACUGCCAGAGAUGGGACCAUGAUGCGCCUCGUCUCAUCUCAGUCCCAUCUGACCGAGGAGCGUUGCACUCAGGACUCGUUCACUUCGUUCGCGGCCAGCAAGACUCCGGACCCAAGGGCCAAGGCCACCGCUCGGGACCAGGACUUUUUCGGCGUGGGCACCGGCUUCCCUCCGCAGGCACAGACGUACCCCGCUACCACUCCCUUAACCAAGACGACGCUCUUCCCGGCCGCCGACACGACUUCCAUGGAGCGGUCCGUUUCCAACACCAGCAUGGCGAGCACCAGGUCGACGGGCUCGAACUUGGAACGUCGUAGCAAGGAGGCGCUGCAGCGUGUCCGUCAGAACAGCAACCGCAACAUCAUCGCCCCGAAGCCGCAGCAGUCCUCCAGCAACGGCAGGACGUCCGCCAGCUCCGCACCGCCCAAAAAGGAUGGCAAGGUCGCGCUGCAAAAGACGCCGUACCAGCGACCCAAGCACCCCAAGGUCUACUGUGAGCAGUGCAACGAGCACCCCGACGGCUUCCGGGGCGACCACGAGCUGCGACGCCACCUCAAUGCCAAGCACAAGGGGGUCGUCAAGAAAUUUGUCUGCCGUGACCCUGCCACCGUCGGCCUGCAGUCCAGCGUCCAGGUGCUAUAUCCACUCGCCGACUGCAAGGCCUGCAACUCCAAAAAGCAGUAUGGUGCGUACUACAACGCCGCCGCUCACCUGCGGCGCACGCACUUUAAGCCCAAGGCCCCUCGCGGCAAGAACAAGAACGCGUCGGACGAGAAGCGCGGCGGCAAAGGCGGCGGCGACUGGCCAGGCAUGAUGGACCUCAAGAUGUGGUACACUGAGGUGUAUGUCUCCAGCGACGGGUCUGUGAUACCGGAUGACGGUGCGGACGAGGUGGAGGACGAUGCUCUAGACGCCGAGGACGCGUCCAUGAGCGGAUACAGCGGCCUAGACGAAGGCGGCGAGCCGCCCUUCUCGGCAAACUCCGUCUACGGCAUGACCCUCUCCAGCGCAGUGGACGGGCAGUACCAGGACGGUGCCGGCGCCAUGUCCGCCGGCGCCACCGCCGGCAUGCCAUCUGCUACACCCGUGGGGUUCCUCUCAUAUAACUCCCUGUACACAGUCGACAGCGCGACGUCGGACUACGCCACAACUCACUCUCCGUUUGGAUCAGGCGUGUCGCCGACCAUGGCUGUGACGCCGGCGUACUACGACUCGAGUGCACCAGGCAUGGCCGACUACAUGUGGCCGAUGGAUGAUGUUUGA
Messenger RNA from Purpureocillium takamizusanense, 1965 nucleotides. RefSeq lists its product as uncharacterized. Bases 1 to 1965 code for a protein of 654 amino acids. The record is from RefSeq and is a predicted model, not a curated record. The transcript is spliced from 2 exons. NCBI's taxonomy places the organism in Eukaryota, Fungi, Ascomycota, Sordariomycetes, Hypocreales, Ophiocordycipitaceae.